This is a messenger RNA of Boleophthalmus pectinirostris (great blue-spotted mudskipper), 1657 nucleotides long. RefSeq names its product endophilin-B2. Gene Ontology annotation, molecular function: protein binding. Gene Ontology annotation, biological process: membrane organization. NCBI's taxonomy places the organism in Eukaryota, Metazoa, Chordata, Actinopteri, Gobiiformes, Gobiidae. The record is from RefSeq and is a predicted model, not a curated record. Gene Ontology annotation, cellular component: membrane; cytoplasm.
GCAAUGGAUUUCAACAUGAAGAAGUUGGCUUCUGAUGCGGGGCAUUUCUUUAAUCGGGCUAUGCAGUUCACAGAGGAGAAGCUUGGUCAGGCUGAGAAGACUGAGUUAGACGCUCACCUGGAAAACCUGAUAGCUCGGGGGGAUUGUACCAAAAACUGGACAGAGAAGAUCUUGAGACAAACAGAAGUCCUGCUUCAACCAAAUCCAAGUGCUCGAAUAGAAGAAUUUAUAUAUGACAAGUUGGACAAGAAGAUACCAUCGCGGACCACGAAUGCAGAGAUAUUGGGCCAAUUCAUGCUUGACGCUGCCCAGGAGUUUGGUGCUGACUCUCCCUAUGGCAGCACACUGAUCACUGUGGGAGAGUAUCAGAAGAAGCUGGGAUCCGCUGAACGAGAGUUUCUCCAAACAUCAUCAGCCUCGUUCCUCACUCCUCUGCGAAACUUCUUGGAGGGAGACUGGAGGACCAUAUCUAAAGAGAGGCGACUUCUGGAGAAUAGACGACUGGAUCUGGACAUCUGUAAAGCUCGACUGAAAAAGGCCAAGGCAGAAGCAAAAGCAGCCGCUGCACCCGAUUUUCAGGAGACAAGGCCACGAAAUUAUGUCCUCUCUGCUAGUGCAUCAGCGCUGCUGAGUGAGGAAGUGGAUAAAGCUGAGCAUGAGCUUCGUGUGGCCCAAACAGAGUUUGAUCGUCAAGCAGAAGUGACCAGGCUGCUUCUUGAAGGAAUCAGCAGCACGCAUUUGAACCACUUGCGCUGUUUGAAGGACUUUGCUGAGGCCCAGGCUACAUACUAUGCCCAGUGUCAUCACUAUAUGCACGAGCUUCAGAGGGAACUAAACAGAUGUGCAAAUUCAGUGGGUGCGGGUGCUGCUCCAAACUCGACAGCAGUAUGCCCUAACCCGGUGUCCUCUGCGUUCAUGUUGGAUUCUGCGCCAUCCUCCUCUGCUGCUCCAGGAUCGUCCAUGUCCAGCCUGACCCCAAAACCCAGCCCAGUGCAACUCACUGGCACCGGCACCCGGAAGGCUAAGGUCUUAUACGACUAUGAUGCUCACGAUACAAGUGAGCUCUCUCUAUUGGCUGAUGAGAUAAUCACUGUUUACACGGUUCCUGGUAUGGACCCGGACUGGUUAGUCGGAGAACGUGGGAAUGACAAAGGCAAAGUUCCUGUCACAUACUUAGAAUUGCUAAGCUAAUGAAUUUAACACAAAGAGACACAACUGAUACAAAUGACCAGCUUUCACAUACAAAUAGGUCUCCCUAUACCUGUGAUGAUGAACUCAGAUAACUGUCUCUGCAGUCCAUAUAUGUAACAGGACAGCUACAUAAUUUACUCCAGCAGGUCUCGGGUCCAGAAAGAGGCCAUGUUUGCAUUUAGACAUUUUCUUUUCCUUCCUAUUGUUUUACAGUAUGGUAAAUUUCACAAAUAUGGAAAAUUUAAACUCAAAGGCAAUAUGAAGCCACUAUAAUUUCAAGUAGUUUUUGUGUUUUUUCACUUCUGCUAUACCAUAUCUGUGACCACCAUACUUCUACUGUUGAAGGUGCGGUUGCACUUAAUACAAUACUGCUUUCAACUAUUUUUGUAUAGACAUGGCCACAGGUGGGCUACACAGUAUAAUUUGAUUUAUAUUUAAAUAAUUUUGUCUAUUUUAUGCAAAUCUA